AUGCGCAUGCGCAUAGCCUCGGCGAUCAUUGGUUCCUGUGUAGGGAGAUCGGUCUGCGCAUGCGCACAGCCUCCAACUAGCCAUUUCUGCGAAGGUACGCUCCACCCUCCGCCGAGAGCGGGGAGAACGGCGCCUGCGUGCGGAGGUCCCGCCCCGCCCCUUGUAGUCUGCGAAUCCCGCGGCUCCGAGGCCGGGGUUGUCUGGGCGCCGGAGGUGGUGCCCUGGCAGGCGGGGGAGUUGCGGGAGGCCGGGGUGGGCGCGGAGGAGUGCGGCCCCUCAGAGGACGGCCGGGCAGAGUCCGGUCUGGAGGCGGCGGACGCCGCGGAGGAGAUGGAGGCCGGGAGGCCGCGGCCGGUGCUGCGCUCGGUGAACUCGCGCGAGCCGUCCCAGGUCAUCUUCUGCAACCGCAGCCCGCGCGUCGUGCUCCCCGUGUGGCUCAACUUCGACGGCGAGCCGCAGCCCUACCCCACGCUGCCGCCGGGCACGGGCCGCCGCAUGCACAGCUACCGAGGUCACCUUUGGCUCUUCCGAGAUGCUGGGACAUAUGAUGGGCUUCUGGUUAACCAAACUGAACUAUUUGUGCCAUCUCUCAAUGUUGAUGGACAGCCUAUUUUUGCCAACAUCACACUACCAGCUCUGGUCCCGCCAGCCGGACGGCGCCGCGCCGCCCAUGGCCGCUAGGGGGCAGUG
Molecule: messenger RNA, 690 nt
Organism: Pipistrellus kuhlii (Kuhl's pipistrelle)
Lineage: Eukaryota; Metazoa; Chordata; Mammalia; Chiroptera; Vespertilionidae
Gene: VHL
Product: von Hippel-Lindau tumor suppressor
Exons: 3
Coding region: 1-681 (226 amino acids)
Source: RefSeq, a predicted model, not a curated record